Molecule: messenger RNA, 480 nt
Organism: Rodentolepis nana
Lineage: Eukaryota; Metazoa; Platyhelminthes; Cestoda; Cyclophyllidea; Hymenolepididae
Source: the annotation of a GenBank genome assembly
GGCAAUCUCGAUCCUUGCGCGUUGUAUUCUUCGAGCGCCGACCUUGAGAAACGUGUGGAACAGAUGUUGAAGAACUUCGGAAGCAUUGGUGGCGGGAGUCACAGGCAUAUCGUGAACCUCGGUCAUGGAAUCUAUCCCGAUGUUGAUCCUGAAAAGGUGACAACUUUUGUAGAAGCCGUGCAUCGACUCACCGCAAAUGAGAAUUACGUUACCAACAAUGUGUCUAACAAAUCUCUCCUACUUGGAAACUCUGAUAAGGUGGAAUGGGUAUCAGGUGAUUUCCCAACUGUCAGUCUCGCUUCCCCCUGCCUACUCAUGAAAUUGGUCUCCAUGACAGUGCCACAUGUUUCCGUGGUGGCAAGUGACGAGAGUCCGACAAGACAGAGACUUACAAUCGGUGCCAUCACCUAUGGAAUCUCCAUGUAUUUAGGCAAACGAACUACUCCAACUGUAAUUACACCUCCCCAACCGAAAGCCUAG